AUGGGCCUCUUCGGCGACUUGCCUCCGCCGUCGAACGCUCCCAAGCCACCGACUCGCGCCAACCCUCCGUCGUCAACGUCAACUCCGUCUAGCAAACCGUCAACUCCUGCUGAACGGCCGGCGGCGGUUGGACCAAAGCCCUCUGCACUCAAGUCGUCACUCAAAGGGAGGGCGGACGCAUGGGGGGAAGAGGGGACGGGGAAUGCCAGCGCGGGGGACGCGGGUGGGGGAUCGGUUGAAGGCGGAAAGACUAGGAAGCGCGUGGGGAUGGCUGUGGCGGACGAGGCAGAUGGCGACGCCCCCUCGCACCGGCGGGUGCGCUUCAACACGUUUGCUGAGGUGGCAGAGGACAAGGUGACGUCAGCAAUUGCCAAGAUCUCCGCCCACAUCGGCACGCCGACCAAGUUCAAGAAGGCGGCCAGCCUCGCUCGGCAGCUUCUGGAGGGCGGCGCACUGAACCGUGCCGCAACCAGUGGCAUGAACAGUACUGAUAACAGUGCGGUGGAGAGCGGUCAUUCGGGGUUGUUCUUUGGAGUAUUGGAAGCAGCAAUGGGGCUGCUGCGGAGGGAAGGCGGAGGGGGGGCGGGAGGCAUGGUGGUGGGGGCUGCGGGGGACGUUGAGAGCGAGUAUGCUGCUCUGAUUGGCGCUGCUGUGGAGAGAAAGGAGCUGUUUUCGGCGUGGCAGCAGCAGCAGGUGGACGUGUGGGGGCUGCGCACCGAUGACAGCUUCCAGUUCUCCAAGGCCGUGUCUCGAGUGCAGCAGGAUGUGGAGCGAUUGCCAGAGGCAGCAGAGGAGGAUGAGAGGCAGGAGGCAGGGCUGUUUGCAGGGGUGUCGAUGCAGGUGCAGAGCCAGGAGGGUGGUGUGGAGGGGGAGGGGGAGGGAGAGAAGGGGCAGGAAAAAGGGGAAGAGAGUGUGGAACGGAAGAGAAGCAAAGAUCAAGAGAGCAGGGGUGGGGACGAAAUGGGAGAGGAAGAGAGGCGGGAGGACAAGAAGGAAAAAGAAAACGAUGAUACAAAUGCUGCAGAAGGUGCGGCAGAUUCUGCUGCAGACCACUUCGGAUUAGAUGCUAUGUUGGGUCUCAGUGGGGACAAGGGAGGUGGGAAAGGAGCCACACAGAUGUACCGCCACAAGUGGGCCCAGACGGCCAUUGACAUGCUGGCGCAGCACGCCUACGACCAUAGGCGGCGAUUCACCGGGCGGCAGCGGGCGGCAAUCGAGGCGCUGUGGACGAGUGUAAGGCAUCAGCAGCACGAGCGGAAGCACGGGGCGGGACGGGGCGGCACCGGCCGGCUGGAUGUGACUGCGUUUGAGCGCCUGCAACGGCAUUAUGAGGGCAAGGCGAUUAGCAUUAGGAAAGGGGUGGGGGGUGGUGGGGGCCGGAGCACAAUUACCUGGUUGGGGUGA
Molecule: messenger RNA, 1404 nt
Organism: Closterium sp. Naga37s-1
Lineage: Eukaryota; Viridiplantae; Streptophyta; Zygnematophyceae; Desmidiales; Closteriaceae
Source: the annotation of a GenBank genome assembly